AUGGUCCAAAAAACCCCUGAACAUCAGAUAGAGGCUGACAAGGUCUUUGAAGAUACCGUCAUGGCCGAUGAAGUUAAGACCACCAAGGUCUGGGCCUGGGAUCUCGUCCCAAAGAAGAAGAUGUCCAACGCAUGUGAUGACCGUCCACAAGAGUCCAGACAUCAGCGCUACGCAAGAAGAAAGAGAGCUCUAAGGGCCAAACAAGCUGCAGAUAGAGCUGCCAACUCAGCUGCUGAGCUCAACCAAGAGCUCCCCGCAUCAACAACCCCCCUUUUCACCCCACCAUCACUACCCACCCUGGAAGUCUUGAGGGUGGUCUUUUGUCCGGUGACCAAGAUGAGGAGAUGA
Molecule: messenger RNA, 348 nt
Organism: Penicillium crustosum
Lineage: Eukaryota; Fungi; Ascomycota; Eurotiomycetes; Eurotiales; Aspergillaceae
Exons: 2
Coding region: 1-348 (115 amino acids)
Source: RefSeq, a predicted model, not a curated record